GUCCCGAGCCUCAAGGACUCGGGGACGGGGCGGGAGGAGGGCAUGGGUGCGUGCCAGCACAGCCGGCUUACGCAAAACAGCCGCUUGCAACAAGCUGGACCCGUGGCUGGUCCAGCCGCGUGGACACCGAUCGGCUUGAAAACCACCCCAACCUGUUCCCUGACUUUCCGCCCGCAGGCAGCCUCGCCGGCCCUUGUUUACUGCAAACCCAGCACGCAGGUAGUCCCUGGGGCUUGCACUUCCCCUCGGGAGCCGGCAAUCCAUGGACACGCUGGGCUGAUUACAGCAUAACUCCCUGGUAACUCAUUGACCUCCGUGUUCGGCGGCUCUGCUAGGAAACGGAGGUUCCCAAGAUGAUAAGCCACUCUCAGAAGAAAUUCCUUUCCUUGUGCGAGGGAGCGUCAGCGCUGGGCUCGCUCGCCUGCCUUGCGAACACGUACACACCCCUGCGCGCACACACGCACACGCACACGCAUAGGCGCGCUCUGCGUCUCCGAGUCCGGCAGCGCUCCCUCUGGGGACCCUGCUUUGAAAGGUCGGAGUUUCGCAGCCAAGACUUCUCUGAGAGGAAGACGAUGCUUAGGAGCAAUGUUGGGGAGCGGAGCGAACCUGCGCAGAUGAGUGCUGAGGAGCAGGGAACCUGUUUUUGGCUUGCUUGGAUGUAGCUCUGCUCCAGUGAGCUCUGCGUGGUGUGGUCAAACCUGCCCUCGUGAAACGGGAAGAGUGCUGCCGCGCUGGCUCUGCUGGGCGGCGGGAAGGCCAGUCCAGGAACAGCCACAGAGCAAGGCCUGGAUGGAGGAUGCUGGACAAGCCACAGCGGGGUUUCCCUGCAGGCGAAGAGUGUGACUGCUGCUGUCCCAGCUCAUCCGUGCUCCUGUCCAGGUGGGAUCACCUGCAGCGCACCGCAGCCGAGCGCCGGGGAAAAUGGUGGCAGGAGAAGACCAUGGCAUCAGGUAACGCUGGGGAGCCAGAGCCAAGUUAUCCUGCUACAGAGGCAGCAGAAGGCUUGCCGGACACCUCUUCAGUGUUGCUGGCUGUCGGGGAGGGCUUUCUGCCAGAGAUUUCGCUGCUCUUCUCUGUUGAGAGUCGCUCCUCCCGGUGCCUCAAUUCCCAGCUCCAGGAAGCAGUCAGAAAGAAGCUGUGGGCUCUGGAGAAUGACGACAGAGAAGUCUGUGCUCUGUUCAAGGAGCUCUCAGCCAGGCUGGUCUGUGUACAAGCGCAGGAGGAUCGGUUCAUCCUCACCUUCAAAACCCUGGAAGAAAUCUGGAAAUUUUCCACAUAUCUGACUUUAGGCUACGUGGCCAGCUGCUUGGAGCAGCUUCUCUUUGACCAGAUGUUUUGGCUAAACUGUGCUCUGAUGGAGGACACAGAGAUCAAAGUUACUGUAAAUGAAGAUCGCCUGGCCACCAUAUAUCUGGGGCUGCUACUCCAGGAAGGUAACUUUUUUUCCAGGGCAGUGCCCAGUGUCUGCCAGCCAGAAGAGGAGGGAGAGGAUGGUCUGAGGCUCUACAGGAAUGAGCUGAUCCAUGUGAAGAACACUGGAGAAGAAUCCAAGUGGGAAGGGAUGUCCUUAUUGACAGGUCAACGAGGCCUGGUGCCUGUGACAGCUCUAGAGCCAGUACCUCACCCAUUUUACCAGUGGUUCUUGAAGAAUCAUGCUGUGAGUUUUGGCAUCUCCCAGGAGAUAAGUGGGACAACUUCUCAGCCAAUUGUCAAGGGCAGGUGCACAGCCAAAGAGGACCACAGAGGAGGAACCUGGGAUGAACUGAGUUUCUCCAAGGGAGACAGCAUAGAAGUCAUUGGCUUCCUUAUUCCAGGACUGCCGUGGUUUGUGGGAAAAUCUCUAAGCAGUGGGAAUAUUGGCUUUGUCCCAACCAGAUGCAUAAAUCCUGAGGCCUGUGAACCUCUGGGAAAGGGCUUGGUGUUUCUGAGUGAAGAAGAAAAAGUCUCCCUCCUGCGCAUCCCUUGCAAUGGCAGUGAGCAGCACUUCACCGCCCUGCUCAGUGACCUGGCACGCACUGACAUCACCUCUGUGUACCGGCUCGAUGGUUUUGAACCCACAGCCACAUUCCCCAAAAUACCAUCAGAGGCUGUUCUCCAGGGCUAUAAGGAUAUCCAGCUGCUCCAGUCUUGGGAGGAAAUAAACAGCUUGGCAACACCUAGCACCUCCGAGAAGUCUAGCCCAGGGAGCGAAUCAGCCCCUGCUACACUGGAAGAUAUUUUCCUGGAGAAGCCAGAUGAUUUUGAUGAUCCCAAGUUCUUCAUUGACCUGAAUGUUGGACACAUGGAGGAUGCUGAUGUCUUUGACCCCAUACUGACCUUCCUUAACCAAGGCAGUUAUGUGCCCAAUUUUCAAAGCUUCUAUGAUCUCAGUUUUUCCUUUCUCAGCUCCACUUUUUAUGGUUUUUCUGAUGAGGAUGAACUGAUCUUGUACCUUGAGACCUCCAGGAACUGGGCCAAGAGGACUCAUUCAGUUUGGGCUCAUGUCCGGCUCUGUUUCCUCUUGGGUAAGCUCUGCAUCAAAAAGGUCAAGUUCUCCCAGGCCCGAGUCUACUUUGAGGAAGCCCUGAGCAUCCUGGACAGGGGGUUUGGGGAUCUGCCCCUGCUGGCUGCAUUGCAUGUGAACCUUGCCUCCAUCUACUUGAAACAGAACAUGAAGCACAAAUUCUCCUCCUUGCUGGGGAAAACAGUGACUUUGCUUGUCUGCUUGCCUGGCCACUCUUUCAGCUCAGAGAAUGAGCUGGAGGUCAUGAAGUACAUCCUGAGAGAAGCCAUUGCUGUGGGUAAUACUCCUUUGGAGGCCCGGGUCUGCUUCCUUAUUGUCAAGCUCUUCCUACAAUUGGGCAAAAACGAUGAAGUUCUGCCCUUUACUGAGCGUCUUCAAUGCCUCGCCACCACUUUACUCAGCCCAGACACCAGUGCUGUACCACUGGAUGCCACUCCCAUCUUGAGCUACUUGUAUGACAAGAAGUACUUGCCAAACAUUGCACUGGCCUCCGCCAGGUUGUUUGUUCCCAGUGGUGUCAAGGGGGCACCAACACCCAUUUGGAGAGCUGGCUUCAUCCUCCAAAAUACUUCCAAGCUGCUGGGAAGUCAGCUAGAAAGGAGCAGCAUCCCAGCAGUGGCUUGCUUCUAUCUCAAGCAGGCACUGAAUUUCUGCUGUGAGAACAGAGCUGUGCCCACCCAGAGGACUCUGUGUGCCAUCUUGUCUCGAAUGUAUCUCCAGCAUGGCGUGUUGGAUGGGGCGGUUUGUUAUGCAGCCACAGCUGUAGCUCUCAGCAGGCUGAUAGGCGAGGAAGAGGCUUUUGAGUCUUCUCUCUGUUUGGGGUGGAUGUAUCUCCUGGACAGCCAGCCGGGCCCAGCUGCAGAGAUUAUGUGGCAGCUCUUACAUUCUCUGCAUGGGACAGACAGUGUGACUCAGGGUGGAGCUGUCCACAAUCUGCUGGCCAUUGCCCUCAAGGGAGAAGGGCAGGUGCAAAAAGCUGCAGAGAAUUACCUCUGGGCCCUACACAAAGCCAAAGAAACUGGGAACAAGAGGAACCAGGCUAUUACCCUGGCUAACUUGGGACAGCUGACCCUUUCACGUGGGGCAAGCCAGCUGUCUGAGAUCUACCUGCUCCAGUCUGCUGAGCUCUAUGCUGAACUCCAGGGCACUGAAGACCUGGAGAUGGAGCUGGGCCGGGUGCUGCUGUUGCUAGCACAGGCCAUGAUAAACAGGCAGAGGAUAGACGAUGGUAGACUCUGUUACGAACUGGCACUGCUUUUUGCCCUGAAGUGGCAUAAUGUGAGGAGUCAGCUUCACAUCACUGAGUCUCUCUGCCAUUUCUACAGCAAAGUGUCCCCCAAUCUCCAGGCCCGCAUUACCUACCAUGAGCACUGGGUAUCUUUGGCACAACAGCUCCGGGAAAGAGAGAUGGAAGGCAAUGUCCAGCAGGCCCUCAGCCAGCUCUAUCAGGCUCUGGGCACAUCCAAAGCUUUGAAACAGUCCCUGGACUGCACCAAGCAGAGUCUAAGGAUCUUCAUUGAUCUUGGGGAGACAGUCAAAGCAGCAGAGGCCUGGUUGCAGGCUGGCAGGCUUUACUAUCUCAUGCAGGAAGACGAGCUGGUGGAAAUGUACUUCCAGGCAGCCAUUCAGACUGCUGUGAAAUCUGGGGACUUCUCUUUGGCCAUGGACCUUUAUGAAAAAGCGGGCGAUACCUUUUUUAAUGGCAGACGAAACAGAGAUCGAGCAGUGGAGUAUUAUAGGGGAGGUGCUGUGCCCUUGGCCAGGAAACUGAAGGCCAUUAAGACAGAGCUACGGCUGUUCAAUAAGCUAGCAGAACUGCAGAUUGGGCUGCAGGGCUAUGAGAAGGCACUGGAGUUUGCCACACUGGCAGCCAGGCUGAGCACCAGGGUGGGAGAUCAAUUACAAGAGAUGGUUGCCUUCCACCGCCUGGCUACAGUCUACUAUUUUCUGCAGAUGUAUGAGAUGGCUGAAGAUUGCUACCUGAAGACACUUGCCUUGCAUUCUCCCUUGCUGCAGUGCACUGAAGAGGCCCUGUACUACUCCAAGGUGUACUGCCACCUUGGCAACCUGACCCUGCACAAACUGAAGGAUGAACAGGAUGCAGCAGGCUACUUCCUCUUGGCCCUUGCCGCAGCGACUGAGGUGGGAGACCAGGAGUUGCAAGGCAUCAUUCAUGCCAAGCUGGGUCAUAUCUACAGUGCCCCUCUCUGUCACGUGGACACACCAGGAUGUACCAUGUAUCGGGCUAGGUGGCUGAGCGAAGGAGGGCACGUCGUCUGACCAACCACCAAGGUGGACUUGAAUAUAGCCAGCAAAGGCAACUUUCUGCCUCAUUGCUGGCACAGGUCCAUGUACUUUCCAGAACAAAUGGCCUGCAGAAGGUCCUGUGCAGCAUCCUGAGAAGGUCAGCAGUGUUUUAUCUCCUCAUCUCCAACAGACAUGGGACCAAACGCUUGGCACACUGUCCUCUGAGUUUCCUCCAAGCCAGAGCAGUGCUGUGAGUCUAACUGUCCAUCCACGGCAGCAACCUGCACAGAGAGGACAAUGUGGGGUAUUACCACAAAGCAGGGCGGAAGGAGGACUCAGUUGCCAGCCUGGACCAGGAGUCUGGUGCCGGAGAAGUUUGGUGGAGUGGAGCUGGGCACUAGAUGGCACUGCAGGAAUGUGGCUGCCUGCCGGGGACAGCAGGACAGGGGAAAGUGCUGCCCCUGUGCUAGUUAGUGUCCUGUCCUACCUGCCUCCCACUGCCUCCUGGGUCCCAUGGGGCAGCACAGCCUGCAAGCUGCACUCCAGCCCCAAAUGUAUUUUAACUUAAAUAGCAACUCCUUUAUUUAUUUAUAUCUGUUUUCUGUCUUUUUUGCUCUGAGAAGGCCUGUGACCCACACUUCUGCAGAACCACUGGCCUUUUCCAGGUCCUCUUUUGUACAAAGCACCGCCAAAGCUCUUGGCAGUGAGAGGCAGAAGUAGGAAAGGGAGGAAGAGUGAAAAUGGCCAGACAAGCCUUCCCUGGGUAACGGUGGCAGACUGCUCAGCGGGGAAGGAGAACCCACCAUCACCAAAGGGUGGGGACAGGCGCAGGCUACCUAACCUGGGGCCUCCAUCAGCAGCAGGCCAUGAGAGCACAUAAGAGAGCACAGAAGAUCAGAAUAGGUCAUCCAUGUAGCCAGGCAUCCUGUCGCAGCAGUGGACAUAACUGGAUGCACAAGGAAGAGUGAAAACAAGCCAAAAAUAAACAAUAAUCUAGUUGUCUCUACUGCUGAGAA
Molecule: messenger RNA, 5769 nt
Organism: Dromaius novaehollandiae (emu)
Lineage: Eukaryota; Metazoa; Chordata; Aves; Casuariiformes; Dromaiidae
Gene: SH3TC2
Product: SH3 domain and tetratricopeptide repeats 2
Exons: 19
Coding region: 800-4786 (1328 amino acids)
Biological process (GO): regulation of ERBB signaling pathway; regulation of intracellular protein transport
Molecular function (GO): protein binding
Source: RefSeq, a predicted model, not a curated record